Beta vulgaris subsp. vulgaris (sugar beet) is the source of this 1876-nucleotide messenger RNA. Its product is annotated as protein DETOXIFICATION 1. Gene Ontology annotation, cellular component: membrane. Gene Ontology annotation, biological process: xenobiotic detoxification by transmembrane export across the plasma membrane. The coding region runs from base 365 to 1804 and encodes 479 amino acids. Gene Ontology annotation, molecular function: antiporter activity; xenobiotic transmembrane transporter activity. The transcript has 8 exons. The record is from RefSeq and is a predicted model, not a curated record. NCBI's taxonomy places the organism in Eukaryota, Viridiplantae, Streptophyta, Magnoliopsida, Caryophyllales, Amaranthaceae.
UCUUACAAGACAAACUCGUUUAAUUAUUAUUUACACCUUCCUAAAAAAGAUUUUAAAAAGGUACGGAGAGAGAGCGUGAUUCGCAGGCACUGAGGCAUAUAUUGUGCUGAUUCAUAGCGCAGAGUAGAAUCUUUCAUGUGUGAUUUCGUUUAUGGACGACAAACAAAAACCUUCUUUAUAAGAUACUCCUAAAAACAAGACGAAACAAAUAAACCUUUCAUAAUUAGAUAUUAACGAAUGUGCAAUUGUGCAUGCUUGUUCAAUUGUCUUUGGUCCUUCUACCGGUUGUUGCUUGAGGUCUUAUGAAUUCGCCUACAAUAAGUUCUUCUGCCAUUUGACAUUAAUAAGGGGAUUUAGAUUUUAGAUGGAGGCCGGUACAUCAGGUGUACAGAUUGGUGAAGAGAGUAAAAAUUUGACAUGGAAAAUUUUGAUUAAAGAGGUUAAAAAGGUGAGCCUCCUUGCUGCACCAAUGAUAACAGUUUCAAUACUACAAUAUAUGGUGCAAGUGGUGGCGUUGAUGAUGGUUGGACAUCUUGGGGAACUUCCUUUGGCUAGUGUUGCUAUUGCUAUCUCUAUUACCAAUGUCACCGGUUUUAGUCUACUUAUUGGGCUAUGUGGUGGGUUAGACACAUUGUGUGGGCAAGCAUUUGGAGCAAAACAAUACAAAAAAAUUGCAACAUACGUUUAUAGUGCAAUAAUAUGUCUACUAGUAAUUUGCAUCCCCAUUAUCCUAGUAUGGAUUUUCAUGGACAAAUUACUAAUUCUAGUAGGUCAAGAUCCUGAAAUCUCAAUGGAGGCACGCAAGUUUUCAGUUUGGUUAAUCCCAGGACUCAUAGCAAGUGCUAUCUACAACCCUUUAGUUCGUUUUUUGCAAUGUCAAAGUUUAACUUUGCCUUUGCUCUUAAACUUUGUUGCUGUUCUUGGUAUAAACACAUUAUCAUGUUGGAUUUCUGUGUAUAAACUGGAGUUUGGGAUUCAAGCAGUUGCAUUCUCACUUAGUCUUUGCAGUUGGCUAAACGUAAUAUUUCUUGGGAUUUAUAUCAACUUUUCUUCUGCUUGUGAGAGAACUCGACCAUACUUCUCCAAAGAUGUUUUCUACAAUAUUUGGCUCUUUCUUAAGUUUGGGUUCCCUGCUGCUUUGAUGACUUGCCUCAAGUGGUGGGCUUUUGAAGCUGUGACAUUACUUUCAGGCCGUCUUCCCAAUCCACAACUUGAGACAUCCGUGCUGUCCAUUUGCUUGAAUAUAUCAACAUUGUUUUUUACGGUACCGCUUGGAUUGGGUUACACUGUAGGCAUUAGGGUGUCGAACGAGCUAGGUGCAGGAAAUGCAGAAGCAGCAAGGUUAUCAGCAUGGGUUGUAACAACUGCAGUUUUUAUGGAGACUCUAGUUGCGAGUGUAAUUUUGUUUUGUGGUCGUCAUAUAGUGGGAUACGCAUACAGUCAUACCAAACAAGUCGUUACUUACGUUGCUGACGUGAUUCCCUUCCUUUGUCUUUCCAUUAUCACCGAUGGCCUUCAGAUGGUCCUUUCUGGAAUUGCAAAAGGAAGUGGAUGGCAACGACUUGGAGCAUAUGUCAACCUUGGAGCAUUUUACCUAGUAGGACUUCCGGUUGCUAUAGUACUCGGUUUUGUUCGGCAUUUAAAUGCUAAGGGUCUAUGGAUUGGAAUAUUAAUAGGGUCAAUCUUGCAAGCGACUCUGCUCAUCAUAGUUACCAUUCUUACAAACUGGCGAAAACAGGCUACAAAGGCAAUAGAGAGAUCAAGUGAAGGUACCGGUGAACAAAGAGUUGAUGGCACUCAGUGAAGAACUUCAAACUUCAGUAAUUUAUCAAGAGUACAAUUAAUACUCCUUCAAACUAAAGGAAAGGUCUUUAUU